Lactuca virosa is the source of this 668-nucleotide messenger RNA. NCBI's taxonomy places the organism in Eukaryota, Viridiplantae, Streptophyta, Magnoliopsida, Asterales, Asteraceae. The record is from the annotation of a GenBank genome assembly.
UUUAAUUAUAUAUUCAUUUCGACCCAUCUAUCUGUUCUUGGAUUCAUUUAGAAACUCAUACUUCCAUCAUCUUUUUACAGCUUCAUUCACAUACAAUCUUACACCCAUUUCCCUUACGUUUUCUGUCGACUGUCAUCAUACGUCAGAUUCAAAAAGGGUAUUCUUGGAUUUGACUAUUUGUGCUCAUUGAUCAAGAUUAUAUAACCAUGUCAAGAUUGAGAAGAAGAGAUCCUGUGAAGGUGGUGAUUAUCAACACUGAGUAUAUUGAGACAGACGCCAUGAGCUUUAAAUCUGUCGUUCAACGUCUCACCGGAAAAGAUACUCCCUCCCCCUCUCCCAAAAAUAGUUUAUCACACGUUGGUGGUGGCGGCGGUUGUGGCGGCCGUGGUGGUGGUGGUGUGAACUCGCCUAUGUUGAAGAAAGGGAUGUCAUUUAGAGACCUGGAUAAGUUGCUGUUGGAGCUCCCUUCCAUGGAUGAUAUCUAUCAGUUUUGCUCUGAGUUGGAAGGAUUGUAAAGAAACUAUGAUGGGUGACAGAAAUUGAUCGUGAUAAUGAAGUUGAUCUUGUGUUUGUGACUGUUUCGUUUGCAGCAUAUAUAUGUCCAUGAUCUUGCAGCCAUCAACAUGAUCAACACCUAGCUAGACAGAUCUAACACAGUCUUACUUCCA